Messenger RNA from Vigna radiata var. radiata (mung bean), 846 nucleotides. RefSeq lists its product as uncharacterized. The coding region runs from base 184 to 555 and encodes 123 amino acids. Gene Ontology annotation, cellular component: cytochrome b6f complex. The transcript has 2 exons. Lineage: Eukaryota; Viridiplantae; Streptophyta; Magnoliopsida; Fabales; Fabaceae. The record is from RefSeq and is a predicted model, not a curated record.
CAUCCAAGUAAAAAUGCAAGCCACAAAAUGACUAAGUCAUAGCAUCUUCUUUUCAACCAACCACACUCUUUCCACCUUAUCCUUUGGUUCCUCUGGAUCCAAAAACAUACAAAGUCCCUUCCAUACCAUACCACUGUGAAUCUACUUCAAGAACCACACCACAGCUUCACCACCAAGAAGAGAAUGACCAUGACCAGUGCAGCAACUCCAGCCACAAUCCCUGUUGUGGGAAGCUCCAGUGUUGGCAGCACAAGGAGAAGGGAGAGGAGUGUGCACUUCAUCAGAGGGAUCAAUUCUUUUGGGGGGUUGAAGGCUCGGAACAGUGUGACAUCAUUAGGCUUUCCUGUGUGCACUGAGCAGUGCUUUGCAAAGGUGGUGAUGAGCUCAUUGAAAUUUCCAUCUAAGGGUAGAAGAGGAGGUGCUGCCGCCUCAACCUGCAAUGCUGCUGCUGAGAUUUUCCAAAUUGCUGGCAUCAUGAAUGGCCUUGUUCUUGUUGGGGUUGCUGUAGGAUUUGUCCUUCUUCGAAUUGAAGCAUUUGUGGAAGAGACUGAGUGAGAAUUUCAUGAACUUUUUAUCAUUGUUUUCAUAUAUGAAUCUCUAUCAUCCAAAAGGGAAAAGGUUGUGUAUUUCUUUGAUUCUUGAUAUGAUGUAGAACUAAAUAAAUUAAUAGUACCAUAUGAAUUUUUAGUUGGAGACAAGAGUUGUACACAAAGUGAUCUGGCUUGUUACAUGUAAGUUGAUGGGAUAUGUUUUGUGGACCAGCUAUGGAAAAAAAAUAUCAACCUUAUGAGAAUUUGGCUACAGUUUGUAGCCUAAAUAAGAAAUGUAUUUCAAUUGACUUCGUAA